Molecule: messenger RNA, 1150 nt
Organism: Bactrocera neohumeralis
Lineage: Eukaryota; Metazoa; Arthropoda; Insecta; Diptera; Tephritidae
Product: kelch-like protein diablo
Exons: 6
Coding region: 88-1053 (321 amino acids)
Molecular function (GO): protein binding
Source: RefSeq, a predicted model, not a curated record
AUUGGCAAUUGUGCAUUAACGGCAUCGCAAUAAACGAAAAAAUUACCAAUAAGGCAAACAAAGGUGUAAACAAAGAAACCACAAACAAUGGGCUCCUCUUGCUCCAGAGAUCUACCCGCAACUGAUAAUGAAAAUCCAAAACUUUCGCUGGAUGCAGGUAACGACACUGUAGAUACGCCUAACAACAACAAUAGCUGUUUACUGGCAGUGAAAUUUGUGAAUGGGGAAAAAAUUGUGGUUUUCAAAUACGCGAGCGAAAAAGACGAAUGGCCGAUCUGCCAUGAAAUACCCGUUGAAGGCAUUUUUCGUACGUUCAUCGUGCAACGGUAUAUGCUUUUCAUAGACUGGACGAACGCGAAGCGAAUUUGUUGCUAUGACAUAACAACACGUGCCAUACGCACGCUGGAACCAAUCAAGAAUGAAGUCUAUAUGCAUUAUUUCGCCGCGGAGUUUGAGGGCAAACUUUACCUCUUCGCGGAUAUAAUGGAUAAGCGAAAAGUGAAUGUCUGGGAUCCAGUAACGGAUAGUUGGAGCCAGGCGCCCAAACUGAAUGUAGCACGUGAGCAUGCCGCAGCCGUCGCGCACCGCGGUUACUUGUAUGUGGCAGGCGGACGCAAGGACUACCUAUUCAACUCAGAGCUACGCUCGGUGGAGCGUUACGAUCCGCGACGACGUCGUUGGCAACGCUGCGCAGAUCUGCUGCAAGCGCGGUGUGCCGCCGGGCUGGUCUCAGCUGGCGCUUUCCUCUACAUUGUGGGCGGCGAAUGUUCGGAGAUACCCACUAAUAUGGUGGAGCGUUAUGACGCACAGAUAAAUAAAUGGACACAGCUUUUGUGCAUGCAAGUACCCAAACAUUAUCCCGCCUGCGCGUUCUACAACAAUUCCUUGCUGGCUUGUGGUGGUCCCAAGCUGGAUCAGGAUUGUAAAAUUGUCGAGGAGUUCAAUGCAGCGGAGAACAAGUGGCUUCGAAAAAAUAGUAUGCCCUCCCAAGGUCCUUACUCUUAUAUGAUUGUAACGCCGACAUGGCUAAGGCAAUUGGAGUCAACGAAUUAGCCAUUCCAUAAAUUUAAUUUCUACAUUUUUGAAUUUCUUAAGAAUUACAACUUUUUAUGAAGACUUAAAGACAAAAAAUAAAUAUAUUUAUAAACAA